CCUGCCCACCGUCGCUAGGGUGAGCUUGCCUAGAGAGGAGCCACUCGUAUUCGGAAUAGGCACGCCCUCGCUCGCCGAAGUUCGAGACGUAGCCUCUUUUCCGCCGUGGGAAAAAAAUUGCAGAAAUUGGAAUUUGGGUGAGUGUGUUUUGGGUCGGCGGCAGCAUCAAGAGCACCAUCGUCAAGCUUGAGAGAGGGCAUCAACCAACAGCUCCUCUCCCUCCCGCACCUGCCGUAGACGACAGCGAAGCUAGAGGUGGCCGCAGAGCACGCUGGUGUAGCCUGGAGUCACCCUUCUACAGCUGCUGCUUACUACUGCUGCACGAGCGAGUAGGUCGAGAGAAACAGCGAUAGGGGGUCCGACCAAACGCGACGAUAUAUUGUCGUCAUCAUCAUCUACUGCUUUUGCUUCGACUGCUGAUUCGGAGAGGAGAGGGAGAGAGACAGAGAGAGCUGCCACAAGCUCACGACACCGCCUGAAGGGGGAGGAGGAGAAAAGAGUGUGACGACACACAGCUGUGGUGUUGUAAGGGGCGGCUGCUGCUGGUUUAUUUACACAUCGGCGGGGGGGCUUUGGCCGAGAAAAAUAUGAUACCGGCAGCAGCAGGCGGCCAGCAGCCCACACGCCCUCGUCAAGGGCAGAAUAGUGUUAGCGCCGGCGGCGGCGGCGGCGGCGGCGGCAGCAGCAGGGCCGAUGACCACGGAAGCGAGGCGGCCAGGUUGGCGACGGCGGAGGUGGAGUUUAGGUCUGCCGUGCAGAGGGAGCAGGCGGCCCUCAUGGCUUCCGGGGUCAGUCGUAUCGAGAGGAUGCGCCGGUGCUAG
This is a messenger RNA of Ectocarpus sp. CCAP 1310/34, 821 nucleotides long. NCBI's taxonomy places the organism in Eukaryota, Phaeophyceae, Ectocarpales, Ectocarpaceae. The record is from the annotation of a GenBank genome assembly.